Messenger RNA from Gryllus bimaculatus (two-spotted cricket), 271 nucleotides. The record is from the annotation of a GenBank genome assembly. Lineage: Eukaryota; Metazoa; Arthropoda; Insecta; Orthoptera; Gryllidae.
AUGCGUGGGAAUGGCUACAGACGACGCCGUUGUGCGUGGGUGGCCGACAGGCCGUGGUAUGAGAAAGCGCCCUUGUACUACUCGUAUGAGAGAAUGAUCCUGGAGUUGCCUGCAAUGACGGUGAGUUGGACGAGCGUCUGUCCGUGGCGUUUUGAGUCGUGCAUCAAAAGCGUCGCGUUCCGGUGUGCUUCGAGAAGCGAGAGGUUCGUCGCCCUGCAGUUAAUUGGAUGACCCAGGCGCCCUAUUGUUGGCGGGUGGCGUCGUUAAGAGG